AUGUCGUCAUCAGAGAACUUAAAAGAAAUAGCUUUUGAAAUUAUAGCUACAUUUUAUACCUUACCUGAAAACACUUUGUUGGAAAUUUGUGAAAAACUAAAACUCUCCCUUACUGAUAAGGAUGUGAACAGGAAAAAGUUGGUGCAAACUUUAGAGAAAUUGGUAGAUGCUACUUGUCAGUCAGAAAAGAGAGAGGAAGAAGUUUUAGAAUUGAUGACAAUAGUGAAAGGAUUCAAAAUGGAAACAUUGAGUGACUCGGUGUCGAAAGUCACACUGGAUGAAGUCGAUACCAAAACAACUGAAAAUGAUGAACAAGUUCCUACCAAAGCAAUUGAGAAUGAUGAACCAGCUUCUUCAAACAGAGAAAAUCAUAGACUUAUAAGAAACUCCUUCAGUAACUCAGAAAGCAGUGACGAUGAAGACGCAUAUUAUGAGCCAAUUCCCCAAGUUAUUGCUGAACAAAGGGGUUAUGUUGAUGAUUACAAUGCUGAACACAAACACAAAGAGACUGGUAUAGAACCAGAACAGGUUCCAGAGGACACAACUCUAGAUAACCCUGUUGAGGAAGUUUUAGACCUGCCUGUAGUACCAGAAUCGCCAACAACUUCAGUUAGCGAUGAUGGAAUACGCCGAUCAAGUCGUAAUCGCCAACCACCCGCUCGACUUACAUACGACAUGGAUGGUAACACUAGUGAAUGGCGAACAUCACCAUGUUUAAUCACUGGAAUACCUGAAUGGAGGCCAGUACCAAUGAUUCAUUAUGUUGGAAAUUUUGGUCCUAGAUAUCUGAAUUAUGGUCCAGAAUAUCUGAAUCAUGGUGCAAGAUUUAACCAACCACCUAUAAGUUACCACAUGCCAAGUGUCCUACCUACUGUACUAGACUCUUAUAGACUAUUAAGUGAAGUUAGUUUGAAAUAG
Molecule: messenger RNA, 918 nt
Organism: Lottia gigantea (owl limpet)
Lineage: Eukaryota; Metazoa; Mollusca; Gastropoda; Lottiidae
Exons: 2
Coding region: 1-918 (305 amino acids)
Source: RefSeq, a predicted model, not a curated record